AUGUCUCUUUUCGCCAAAAAUAACACCGAAACCAUCAAUACUUUUGAUACCGAAAAUUUACAAGAUAAAUCCAGCGAUGCACCAAAGAUCUUUAAUACUGAAGUGCCCUUUGAUCAUAUCAUCAGCAGAAAGGUUAAAAGCUCACGGCACAUAAUUCUAAACCAGCCUGAGAUCUUAAACGCAAUUGGGUUUCUUGAAGUACAAUACUUAAAGCAUUUCAUCAAAGCCGCAGAAAACUCCCCAUCUGUAAAUACUGUUAUUGUUAAAGGCACCGGGCGUGCCUUUUCUUCUGGUGGAGAUGUUUUAUCACUCUAUAAGAGUAUUUACAUACCCAACAACAUACAUGGCUAUAAGAAAGCCUGGGACAUUUGGAACAUAAUAGCCAGCAUGAAGAAGCCAUAUGUGGCAAUUAUGGAUGGAUUUUCCAUUGGCACAGGUGCGGGUCUUGCUGCUCAUGGUUCGUUCAGAGUAGCCACAGAGAAAACUGUAUUUUCUAUGCCAGAAGCAGCUUUUGGUUUUGUGUCUGAUGCUGGAUCAAGCUUCUUCCUUAACCAACUGGACAACAUGAUUGGAACUUAUAUUGCUCUUACUGCUCAGUACCUUAAGGGCGCCGAUGUUUUUUUUUCAGGGAUUGCUACCCACUAUGUUCCUAGCCACCGUUUAGGAGCCAUGGAGUAUCGUAUCUCCCAAUUGGAUGUAGUCGACCAUGAUGAAGUAGACAGUAUUAUCGAAGAAUUCUCGGCAGAUCCGGGGACACAGUAUCGCCAUACUCUCAAAGGCAAUGUUGUCAAGACAAUCAAAAACUGCUUUAAAUACAAUACAGUCGAAGAGAUUCUGGAGGCGCUCGAUAAAGAUGGUUCAGAUUUUGCUUUAAAGACUAAAACAGAGAUGUUGAAACUUUCACCCACGUCUCUCAAAGCAAAUCUUGAAUUGAUAAGACGCGCAUCAAAAUCAAGUUUCGCUAGCUGCAUGGAAAGUGAGUCCCGGGCAGCGAUGAACAAACUACUGUGUCCGGAUUUCAAGGAAGGUGUCGACGCUCGUUUUGUUAAACAUACUCAGCCACGGUGGAAUCCUUCUACACUAAACGCAGUUGACAUUGACUAUGUUCGGUCAGAGAUUUUAGAUAAACAGAAUGUUUAUACAGCCAAAAUAUUCCAUGAAAACGCCUUUCACGCCUAUCCGUACUGGAAGUAUGGGCUUCCUUCUGAUAAAGAUGUGCAGAAAAUCAUCCAGAAUCCUGAAACGGCUUUCUAUAACUAUUAUCAAGUGGUCAGUUACUUUUUACAAAAAAGUAACUAUAAAUUUGGAGUUUUGGAAAAGGUUAUCGAUAUCUUGGACCGCAACACUAGAUCUGGAGACAAAAGCUUGGCAGGCAAAAUAGAAUGGAUUGAAUAG
This is a messenger RNA of Phycomyces blakesleeanus NRRL 1555(-), 1395 nucleotides long. RefSeq lists its product as hypothetical. NCBI's taxonomy places the organism in Eukaryota, Fungi, Mucoromycota, Mucoromycetes, Mucorales, Phycomycetaceae. Gene Ontology annotation, biological process: L-valine catabolic process. Gene Ontology annotation, molecular function: 3-hydroxyisobutyryl-CoA hydrolase activity. Gene Ontology annotation, cellular component: mitochondrion. The record is from RefSeq and is a predicted model, not a curated record. Bases 1 to 1395 code for a protein of 464 amino acids. The transcript is spliced from 8 exons.